AUGGCCUUUGCUGAUGUCGUAUUAGGAGCACUUUGCCUUCCUUUAUACCUCUAUGUAUGGGUUGGACCCUCAUAUCAGCUUUGGGAUAUUGCAUAUGAAAUACAAGCACCUUUACUCACCUUUUGGGAUGUCAGUGAUACCAUUUUUUCACAGGCUUCAUUAAUUUCUGCAGUUUUCAUAUCAUGUGAGCGAUUUUUCGCCGUCUACUGGCCAUUAAGACAACGAACACUUUCGAUGCGGGCAUAUCGCAUUGUCAUCGCUAUGGUCUGGUCUUUAGCUGUUCUUGUCUACAUAGUUCACUACCUUGUUAGCCACCUCAAAAACAUCAGAGCAGCUGUUUUUUCCUGGAUGGUAUUUCCUUUGAUUUUCCUCUUCAUUGUUUGCGGCUGCAACUUUAGCAUUUGGAGAAAGUUCAAGCAAAGAAACAUCGCUUCACAUCAGCUAAGCAGAGCCUCGCAAAACAAACGCUUAACAAAUACCUUACUCUUUGUAUCUGCCAUUGCAGUGUUGUCCUGGCUCCCUUUGGUCAUCGCCAACUAUUUAAUUUUUGUCCAUGAAGCUGAUAUCCCUCGGAACGUUUUGUUUUAUUAUAUUAUUAACGUUAUUAAUUUUAUAAACUCUAUCUUAAAUCCAGUCGUCUACGUAUUACGGAUCCCUGUGUUUAGGCAAUGGCUGAGUUUGCGCUUUUUAAGACGCCAUACUGUCAUAAACGACGGAGUUGAAGAAAGAGAUGACAGACCGCGUGCCGCCACGUUGACGUCGAUAGUUGAACUACGAAAACUAACAAAAGACCGCGGUCGUAAGGAGGAAUGGUCCGAACAGGAAAUUUUGAGCACCAACUUGUGAUAAACCUAGGCGGUUUGGAUUAGCCGGGGGGGGUGGGGGAGGGGUGUGCUGGGGGAUAGUCAGCCCUCCACUUUUCCCUCCCUUCACACUUAAGCAAAAACACUCUUUUUCGGCAACUCUGUGUGUAAAUGCUAACAGGCCGCGCCCGGUGCACCCAGGUGAAGGUAGAAAGGAAAAAGAAGAAAACAAAAAAGGGGCGGGGUGGGGAGGGAGGAAGGGAAGAAAGGUUAUUGUGGGGCACAAAUUUGGGAGAGGGGGGGGGGGGGGGGGGGGGGGGGGGGGGGGGGGGGGGGUGUGCUGGGGGAUAGUCAGCCCUCCACUUUCCCCUCCCUUCACACUUAAGCAAAAACACUCUUUUUCGGCAACUCUGUGUGUAAAUGCUUCAAGUGUUCUUUAAUCAGAAUGGUAUAAUAUGUAUAUAAAGCUCAUGUAACAUAAGCCACGGUCCCCCUUUUCAGUAUUUAUUUAUUUACUUAUUUUUUUGACCAGUCCCUUAUCAGCUUCAUGCGCGCAUUGCCAGACUCUGCCAAAACAACAAUGCAAUGGCUAUGGAAAAAUACCACGUGCUAUUUUUGCGAAAAUUCUGCAAAGAAAUCGAAGCACAUUUGUGAAAUAUAAACUCAUCAAAAGUUGAGAAUAUUUUUAUGAAAAAUAUUGUUAUUGCUAAUAAACGUUUUGCAUCACCAGCUGGCCUUUUGAGUUGUGGAUAAAACAAAUGACCAUCUUGACAGCUAACGUAAGGUUUUAUCUCUUUUUCAAGAGAUAAGUUUCGUAUCCGAUCCUUAACUCCACUUCACUACAAAAACAACAUCGUUAGAUGAUUUCAAUAUAUUCAGAGAAUUUCGAGGAAAAACAAACUCUGUACUUGUUUGUCCGAAAUAAGAAAGAUGACAACAACAACAAGCUAUUAAAUUCUUAGCUUUACCCCAGUUUAAAGUAAACAGAUUGUUAAAUCGUGUCAUUAUAUGUUUUACACAAAGGAGCCGUGAUUUUAAUUUCUGACUAAAACCAGUGCUCACUACAGAGCUUUUUAAAGGGUUUUUACCCUUCUCAGACCUAAAGUUUCCAAAAUGAGUCAUUCUCGGCUUCCGCUUGUUGCAACUGUUUAAAAAAGGGAUUUAGUUUGUCAAGUUUUGACACUAUGGGUACAUGCAGAAGGAAUUAUCGCAAAUAUACACUUUCAAGUUGAUAUUUUUUGUUUGCGCAUGCUGAUACCAGUUAUUUAAAGUAGCCUGCGGGCUUUGGGUGUAUAGCACGCCUUCCAAACAAUUGUAAGGACAUAUUAUUGGACAUAUUGACUACGUUCAGUGUACGUUAUUUGAAUAGGGAAGGACAGAAUAACUCAUUGCACUUUGUUUGUUUUCCGCGGUUGCAUCGGUGUCAAGUCAGUUGCACAACUUCAAGCCAACUUUUAUCUACCCCAAUUGCAAGACAAGAAGCUUUUUAUUGCUUACCAUUGUAUCGAGACUCGAAUGGAAAAUAUAUCUACUUCUACAAGUCCAAACAAUUCAGUGCCAUCUUUAUCUUCGAUGGAUGUUCCACUCCGAGCAGAUGGAAUAGCACUGUGCAGCGCUUUCGUGUUUGAAGCUGUAUUAAUUGUGGCGGGAAACUUGCUCACAAUCGCUUUUUUCGCAAUGAAAAAGAAGCUUCGCAAGAAAAGUUUGCUUUUAGUUAUAAACAUGGCGUUUGCUGAUGUCAUGUUAGGAGCGGUGUCUUUACCCUUGUAUAUCUACUUAUGGGUAGGACCGCACUUUAAUCUUUGGCCUUUUAAAGCAUCUUUGGAAAUUUUAUUCUUUAUCUGUUAUACCAUUUUCUCGCAAGCCUCGUUAAUUUCUGCAGUUUUUAUAUCCUGUGAAAGAUUUUUCGCAAUCUUUUGGGCACUGAAGCACAAAACUCUAUCAAUGAGAGCACACCGUUUUGCAGUAUUUAUGGUGUGA
Porites evermanni is the source of this 2783-nucleotide messenger RNA. The record is from the annotation of a GenBank genome assembly. NCBI's taxonomy places the organism in Eukaryota, Metazoa, Cnidaria, Anthozoa, Scleractinia, Poritidae.